AUGUCAACUUCUAGAUCCGAUCACUUAGCCUUUGGCUACUCCUCCCAGUCCUCGAUCGCAUCACAAGGUCGCUCGACAUCGCCUGCGACGAGCCAUUCCCCCAACGAGCCCACCAGUGGCACCUCGCUACGAUCACCCUUCGGCCUGUCGCCUGGUGCUGUCGGCUCUGGCAAGAUGCAGAACCCGACACGAUCCGGCGCUGGCUCCCCGUCUCUUGAGAUGGGUGCCUCAAGCAGAGCCCGAGAGAUACAAGCCCAAGAAGGCGUUCCUGGCUUGCCAGUAAACCCCUGGGGCGGCCCACCUACGAGCGGUAACUCGACACCUCUUCGUGAGAACAUUCCUGAGUCGCCGACCGACGGGUUUCCGGACUUUGCCCAACUCCCCUCUUCCCAGGAAGCCGCCCUGCCGCAGACCCGACGCGCCCGUGCCGGCACAGUACCUUCCAGGUUUUCGCCGGGUGGUGGUGCAGGCAAUGGGCUUCUUGGUGUAGCGGGGCUAGUACCUACAGCGUCUCGACCCAUUCCCGCCGAGACACACUUCAAAUCGCCAUCGCCUAGCCUCGACCCUUCCGGAGCAGGCGUAGCCGCGACCUCCAGCACUCUCCUUUCCCGCCUGCGGGCCGGCUCCCUUCCUCAACGCAGCCCCUUCGGAGCUCUCCCCGGCACAAAUUCUCCCUUCGGGCCGUCUCUCUUCAGCAGUGCCUGGAAUCCUGGAGUCACUCGCGAGCGAGGCGCGACUCUUGCGAGCAUUGCGAGCAUCGGGUCCAACGGCCCAAGCUCUCCUGCCCAGUCUGCGUUCUCCCGAGAUGGUACCGGAGACAGCGACGUUCAUAUGAGAACCCUAGAUUAUCUGGGCCUUGCUGAGACUCCUCAGCCUCCACGUGCACAGCUCGCUACCCCGUACCUCAAUUCGUUCGCUCGGGCCAACCGUUUCAGGUCGUACUCCGUGAACAACAAGGACAAGUAUGACGACGAAGAGGAUGAUGAAUAUGAAGGCAGCGUCCACGCAUAUGACGCCCACUUUGCCGUUGCGCAACUCCAGGAUCAGCUCGCAGCUACGAAUGCUGCCAUCCAUAACCAUAACAUGGCAGUCCAAGCCUUUGUUAGCCAGGCAUCUCUUAGCCGACCCCGUGCCCGAACCGCGGGCGUCUUGGAUACCCCCGGAAGCCGUCUCAUGAACACGUAUUUGUCUAGCAAUCAGGGUGCGAUACCUGGCUCCAUUAUCCCCACCGAAAUUCGUCUGCCGGAUGAGAAGGACUUCGACGAUCUGCCUCAGGCCGUUGCUGGCCUGGCAAUUGGCAGGUCUAGCAGCCGGAACGCUGCUCUUCUCGGCGCCGAUGACUCGCCUGGACUCGAGGGCCCGACAAGUGCCCUCUGGUUGGGAAGUAUUCCCACGUCUACGACGACUUCGACUCUCAAUGAAAUUUUCAAGCCUUUCGGUUCUAUCAUGUCUGUUAGGGUCCUCACACACAAGAACUGUGGGUUCGUGAACUACGACCGUGUGGAGAGUGCUAUAGCCGCGCGUAACAGCCUCAACGGCAAGGAGAUAUUCCCUGGAUCUGGUUGCGUUCGCAUUAACUUCGCAAAGCCCGCGUCGGCCUCGAAUACGCCGGGCCAUGACGGCCUCUAUCCCUCUCCUAGUCCCGACCCGUUCGGCAAGGGGCAGGAUGGAGGGGCUCAGGGCAGUGGGGGAGCCGGCGCAGGCACACCCAAGGGGGCUUCCGGCACCGGGGCCCAAGGCCUUGACGUCUCCCCCACAGUCCGUCCCCUCAAGGAGAUGGUCACGGAGAUACUCGAGAUUGUGAAGCAAUUCGGCGCCAGCGAGGAGGACAGGUACCGAAUCUCCAGCAACGUCAUGUCUGCGAUCGAGUACAGCACCUUUGUCGACGAAAUUCCCCCGAUUGGCGAGCCGUCGCACACUCGAGUCCAUGAUGCGCCUAAGUUGAGAGACAUUCGGAAGAAGAUUGAUAAUCAGAGCCUGUCCCAGAGCGAGAUUGAGGCGAUUGCCAUUGAGAUGCUCCCCGAGAUUGCCGAGCUAUCUUCUGACUACCUUGGAAACACUGUCAUCCAAAAACUCUUUGAGCACUGUAGUGACGAGGUCCGAGAUGCGAUGCUUGCCGAGAUCGCCCCCCAUAUGGCCGAGAUUGGCGUGCACAAGAAUGGUACUUGGGCCGCGCAGAAGAUUAUCGAUGUUUGUAAGACUCCACAUCAGAUGUCUCUGAUCGUCGAACACCUCCGCCCGUACACCGUUCCCCUCUUCCUCGACCAGUACGGCAACUACGUUCUUCAGGGAUGCCUGAAGUUUGGUCAGCCGUACAACGACUUCAUUUUCGAGACGAUGCUUAGCAAGAUGUGGGAGACUGCCCAGGGCCGCUUCGGCGCUAGGGCAAUGCGUGCCUGUCUGGAAAGCCACCACGCCAGCAAGGAUCAGCAGAGGAUGCUCGCGGCGGCCAUUGCCGUCCAUAGCGUGCAGCUGGCCACCAAUGCGAACGGCGCCCUCCUCUUGACUUGGUUCCUAGAUACCUGCACAUUCCCCUACCGACGAACCGUCCUCGCACCUCAACUAGUGCCUCAUCUUGUGCAUCUGUGCACCCACAAGGUCGCUUACUUGACCGUGUUGAAGGUUAUUAACCAGAAGACGGAAAUCGAGGCCCGCGAUGUCAUUCUCAAAGCGCUCUUCUUCUCACCCAACGACCACGUACUGGAGUCCAUUCUUAAUGACCACUCCUGUGGAGCAACCCUCAUCUUCAAGGUUCUCACCACUCCCUUCUUCGACGAUAGCAUCCGUACUCAGGUUGUCGAGACCGUCAAGAGUGUCUUGGUCCGCAUCAAGGCCCAGCCUAACCAGGGUUACAAGCGCUUAAUGGAUGAGGUCGGCCUUUCUACUCGGGCCUCGGGUAGCGGAGGAAACAGCCGUGAUCAUGGUGGUUCCAGUGGUAACUCGAGCGAACACCGCCAAAGGCCUGCCUCACGUGGCGCGAACCACCACCAUCAUCAUGGACCUGCCCCGCACGGAGGUAACAAACAGUUCUACAACCCGCACUCUGGGGCCUCUAACAACGGCCAGGGCUACGACGUGGGCUAUAACAACCAACGCGCCGAGGUUUCGGAUGCAGGUCUCCAGCCAUUCCCUACGCUGUCUAACCAGCCUCCUCCUAUUUAUCCUCAGGGAGGAAAUGGCCAACUCCCCACGCAAUCGAUGAACAUGCCUCCUCUCCCGUUCCAGCAGGGCAUGCUACCUCGGGCUAACCCUCCCGCCAACAACUUUUUCCCACCUAUGCAGGCGGGCUACAAUGGUUUCAGCUCUCCCAGCCCGUCUCUGGACCAAUACCGCAACCAGACCAUCCCGAACGGUGGACCCAUACCGCCACCGGGUGUUCAGCCACCUCAACAACUAGGACCUAGCCAGUCGACUUUCGCGCCUCCCCCCGGCUUCGGGAUUGCGGGAGCGGCGCCCGGGAUGGGCGGAUAUAACAACUACGGCGGAAUGGGAGGAGGCAUGCAAAACAUGGCAUACAUGCAACAGGAGCAGGUAAAUGCCAGACGUGGCCGGGUAAGGGAAUUUUCUUCUUCCUUUGAGUCGCAGCGAACUCGGUCUGUGGUUAUCGUUAUCCUCGGCCCGUCUCCUGCGGCCGACAACCAUGGUCCUUUGGACCAUCCCUAA
This is a messenger RNA of Scedosporium apiospermum, 3663 nucleotides long. RefSeq lists its product as uncharacterized. The record is from RefSeq and is a predicted model, not a curated record. Bases 1 to 3663 code for a protein of 1220 amino acids. NCBI's taxonomy places the organism in Eukaryota, Fungi, Ascomycota, Sordariomycetes, Microascales, Microascaceae. The transcript has 2 exons. Gene Ontology annotation, molecular function: RNA binding.